This is a messenger RNA of Conger conger (European conger), 1882 nucleotides long. RefSeq names its product ATP synthase subunit alpha, mitochondrial-like. Lineage: Eukaryota; Metazoa; Chordata; Actinopteri; Anguilliformes; Congridae. The record is from RefSeq and is a predicted model, not a curated record. Gene Ontology annotation, molecular function: ATP binding; proton-transporting ATP synthase activity, rotational mechanism; ADP binding. Bases 98 to 1756 code for a protein of 552 amino acids. The transcript is spliced from 11 exons. Gene Ontology annotation, biological process: proton transmembrane transport; proton motive force-driven ATP synthesis.
AAAGCAUUUGCUCUUGUGUCCUCCACCACCAUCUUUCUCAUUCUCUCCACAAGUAUUCCGAGGGAGGAGAGGAUUAUCUCUCCGUAUUUGUACAAAGAUGUUGUCUUUACGUGUUGCAGCAGCUCUCACUCGUGCUCUGCCGAGGCGAGCAGGAUUUAUUUCCAAAAAUGCUGCUGCUGCCUGUGUAGGUGCCAAGAACCUGCACACUCACAGACCAUGGCUGCAGAAGACAGGCACCGCCGAGGUCUCCUCCAUCCUUGAGGAGAAGAUCAUGGGAGCAGACACCUCUGCUGACCUGGAGGAGACUGGCCGCGUGCUGUCCAUCGGUGACGGUAUCGCCAGAGUGUACGGGCUCAGGAAUGUGCAGGCUGAGGAGAUGGUGGAGUUCUCGUCUGGCCUGAAGGGCAUGUCUUUGAACUUGGAGCCUGACAACGUUGGUGUUGUGGUGUUCGGUAACGACAAGCUGAUCAAAGAGGGGGACAUCGUGAAGAGAACGGGCGCCAUUGUGGAUGUCCCUGUCGGGGACGAGCUGCUGGGCCGUGUCGUGGACGCUCUGGGCAACGCCAUCGAUGGAAAGGGGCCCUUGGGGUCAAAUACCCGCAGGAGAGUGGGCCUGAAGGCCCCUGGGAUCAUUCCCAGGAUCUCUGUGCGAGAGCCCAUGCAGACCGGCAUCAAGGCCGUCGACAGUCUGGUGCCCAUUGGGCGUGGCCAGCGAGAGCUGAUCAUCGGUGAUAGGCAGACUGGCAAAACCGCCAUCGCCAUCGACACCAUCAUCAACCAGAAGCGCUUCAACGAAGGCACGGAAGAGAAGAAGAAGCUGUACUGCAUCUACGUGGCCAUCGGGCAGAAGAGGUCCACCGUGGCCCAGCUGGUGAAGAGGCUCACCGACGCGGACGCCAUGAAGUACACCAUCGUGGUGUCCGCCACGGCCUCCGACGCCGCUCCCCUGCAGUACCUGGCGCCCUACUCUGGCUGCUCCAUGGGAGAGUACUUCAGGGACAACGGCAAGCACGCCCUCAUCAUCUACGACGACUUGUCCAAGCAGGCUGUGGCCUACCGCCAGAUGUCCCUGCUGCUUCGCCGCCCCCCUGGCCGCGAGGCAUACCCUGGUGACGUGUUCUACCUGCACUCCCGUCUGCUGGAGAGGGCGGCCAAGAUGAACGACAACUUCGGCGGGGGCUCCCUGACCGCCCUGCCCGUCAUCGAGACCCAGGCCGGCGACGUGUCCGCCUACAUUCCCACCAACGUCAUCUCCAUCACUGACGGACAGAUCUUCUUGGAGACCGAGUUGUUCUACAAGGGUAUCCGUCCGGCCAUCAACGUGGGUUUGUCUGUGUCCCGUGUAGGAUCUGCUGCCCAGACAAGAGCCAUGAAGCAGGUGGCCGGUACCAUGAAGCUGGAGCUGGCCCAAUACCGUGAGGUGGCCGCCUUCGCCCAGUUCGGCUCGGACCUGGACGCCGCGACCCAGCAGCUGCUGAACCGUGGCGUGCGUCUGACUGAGCUGCUGAAACAGGGCCAGUACUGUCCCAUGGCCAUCGAAGAGCAGGUGACGGUUAUCUACGCCGGCGUCAGAGGCCAUCUGGACAAGCUGGAGCCCAGCAAGAUCACCAAGUUUGAGAAGGCUUUCUUGCAGCACGUCCUCAGCCAGCAACAGGACCUGCUGGCCACAAUCCGGGCCGAUGGCAAAAUCUCAGAAGCAGCGGACGCUAAACUCAAGGAGAUCGUCUUGAACUUCCUAUCCAGCUUUGAGGCAUAAAGUGUCCAGUUCUCGAGAUUGACAUUGUGUUCAACAAAUAUAACAGUUUUAACUUAAAUUGGAAGUCGCCCUCCUCAUGUUCUUGUCAGACAUUUCUCCAAGUAAAAUAAACGGGUUCAAACUUUA